AUGGGUAAUGACGGUGGAAGCAUUCCGACCCGCCGUGAGCUCGUUCGCGAAGCCGCCCGCGCCCCAACCACAGCGCAAAUCAAAGAAGUCCAGCGUGAGCAGCAAGAGCACAGCUGGACCACAUGUCCCCUCUCGCACAAGACACUAGUCCGGCCCAUAGUCUCCGACAGCAUUGGAAACCUCUACAACAAAGAUGCCGUUCUUCGGUACCUGCUUCCCGGCGACGAUGGCGAGGGCAUCAGCUCAAAAUCCGACUGCGAGGAGAUCCUAUGCGGACGGGUGAAAAGUCUUCGGGACAUCGUCGAGCUGCACUUCGAAGUGGACACCGAGCGGAGCGAGCACCCCUCCGAUCGCGUGAAUGCGCAUCGCCAUGAGCGCCGGGAAGGCUGGAUCUGCCCGAUUACUGCGAAGCCGUUGGGUCCGAGUGUGAAGUCGGUUUAUCUUGUGCCAUGUGGGCAUGUCUUCGCUGAGGAAGCUAUGCGUCAGCUGAAGGGUGACAAAUGUCUUCAGUGCAACGAAUCUUAUACCGAAGAGAACAUCAUCCCCAUUCUACCCACCAAAGAGGCCGAUAAAGAGCGACUGAUCGCGCGCGGUGCCAGACUCGCCGAACAAAAUCUCACUCAUUCCCUCAAGAAAGCGCCGGGGUCGAAGAAGCGCAAGAAGAAUGCUACCGAGGCCGCCGUCGACGGUACAACAUCCUCUGCCACAGCUGCAGACUCCACAUCGACAUCCAAAUCCAAAGAUACGAAUAGCGGAAUCAAAAAUUCAGCGACGGCCUCGCUCACAGCACGUGUGCUAAACGAAGAGAACGAAAGGAAGAAGAGACAGAAAAUGAUGGGCCGGAGUGAGAGUAUCGAUAGUUUGUUCACAAAGGACAAGAAGGGUGGUGGAAAUGGCGACUUUAUGACUCGUGGGUUUACUAUUCCGGCUUCGGCGAGGAGAUGA
Molecule: messenger RNA, 945 nt
Organism: Penicillium diatomitis
Lineage: Eukaryota; Fungi; Ascomycota; Eurotiomycetes; Eurotiales; Aspergillaceae
Product: replication termination factor 2
Exons: 3
Coding region: 1-945 (314 amino acids)
Biological process (GO): site-specific DNA replication termination at RTS1 barrier; mitotic DNA replication termination
Cellular component (GO): nucleus
Source: RefSeq, a predicted model, not a curated record